This is a messenger RNA of Chara braunii, 829 nucleotides long. Lineage: Eukaryota; Viridiplantae; Streptophyta; Charophyceae; Charales; Characeae. The record is from the annotation of a GenBank genome assembly.
AGAACAAGGACAGAAAAAUAUUCUCUUAGAGGGGGAGGGGAAUCCUCCUCAAGAAGUGACGGAUAUCGAAAUGACGACCGAGGAGGAAAACACAGAUGGUGACGAACGACAAGAGGAAAAUGAAAAGGAGGAGGAAGAAGAGGAGGAAGAAGAGAAGGAGGAGGAGAACGAGGAGGAAGACGUGGAGGAAGAGGGGAGCAAGGAGGAUGACGAUGAUGAUGAUGGGGAGCAGGAAGAAGAGGAGGAAGAGGAGGAGGAAGAAGAAGAAGGUGGGGCGGAGGAGGAAGAAGAAGAAGGUGGGGCGGAGGAGGAAGCGAGCGAAAAGGGCGUUGAUGAAGGAAGUGAGGAGGAAGUGAGUGAAGGAAAGGAUGUAGGAAAUGUGGAAGGUACUGAGGAGGAGGAAGAGAAGGAGAAAGGAGAUAAUGAGGACGAAGAGGAGCAGAAGGGAGGAGAUAAGGAAGAGUCGAGGAAGGAAACAGCGAUACAAUCAAAGGGAAAGAGGUUGAGUUAGUGUCCCGCUCAUCUCCUAAGGCAAGAAGUACCUACAUAACAGAAGAAGAUCUUCAGCAACAGGCUGUAUUAGACCUGAAGGCCCUUAAGGAUGACGCCCGGAGGCCUGUAACGGGGAGCGAUCCGGCAGAGAAGGGUCCCCACGCGCAGACGGUAAGGCCAAACUAAUAAGAUUCGAAGACUAGAUACCCAAGGGAGUUUUCCAGAGGGAGUCAGAUCAACCACCACCAGAAAAAUUCUCAGUUUACAACAACAAUUCCUUUUCCCCGGCCGAGGAAGAGCAGGCAGAGUAUGAUAAAGAUAAAUUCCCCCCCCCAAA